AUGUUGUCGUCAAUUCCUCUCCGGGCUUCGAGGACAUCGCUCCUCCGUGUUGCGCGACAGCAACCCGCCCUCCGACGCACUUUCAUCACUCCCACAGCUGUUCGACAAGCCGAUCUCGUUCAAGACUUGUACCUUCGCGAAUUGAAGAGCUACAAGAUCCCCCAAGUCAAAGCUUCCGAUGCCGAGGGUCACGUUCAGAAAUUUUCCAUCCCGAAGGCACCUGCAUCACCAGAAGAGAGCAAUAUUGCAAAUGAGCUAAAGGACUACGAGACACAGCAAGUCGAAGUGGAAGGUGCUGCUUCAACAGAGGGUGGAGCCGCACCAGUUGAGGAGGAUUGGUUCGAAGAGGAGCCGGAAGAGGAGGAAGCUCAUCAUUAGAUGACAACCGUCACAUCAUAUCGGCCCUGUAAAAUCCUAUUAUAUGUUGUGUCAAUAGAAGCAUCAAAGCGUUUGCGCUCAAACCCAGAUACCGUCACUCACAGUAGCGACCUGCCACUCACCAACAGGCUGUCAUCCAUUCGUAUCUUCGUCUAGCAUUUGAAUCAAAAUCCGAGAGAUAAAAUAGCAUCUAUGAAACAUAUUC
Molecule: messenger RNA, 583 nt
Organism: Pseudovirgaria hyperparasitica
Lineage: Eukaryota; Fungi; Ascomycota; Dothideomycetes; Acrospermales; Acrospermaceae
Exons: 3
Coding region: 1-378 (125 amino acids)
Biological process (GO): proton motive force-driven ATP synthesis
Source: RefSeq, a predicted model, not a curated record